Molecule: messenger RNA, 10968 nt
Organism: Haliotis rubra (blacklip abalone)
Lineage: Eukaryota; Metazoa; Mollusca; Gastropoda; Lepetellida; Haliotidae
Source: RefSeq, a predicted model, not a curated record
GUGAAUCUGUCUUCGCAUGACAGUUAAGCCGAAGUAAGCACCGUUCAACGCAGAAGCAGUGCCAUGUAAACUUGCGAUGGAUUGUACACAGUCUAGGAUUACGAUUUGACGCGAUUGUGAAUGGAAUAUACCUCUGAAAUGUGUGUCUGUAUUCAAGUAAGGGUCGACAAUUUCGACUGAAGAGGAUAUGUAAAACGGUGCCAAGUUUGGCCUGGGAUAUCAUACCACUAUGGGCCGCUUUUCAACUUUACCAAAAGGACUCUGUGGAAUAUUAUUCGUGGGAUUUUCAAUUUUCUUCAAUGAUGUUGCUGCAAAUGGUAAUUUCCUCUAUGUGAGCAACGGCACCAACAUUAUCAAAAUCAACCGACUCAACGGAGCCAUGGCAUCUGUCUUCUACCAGGAUGAUGGAAGGAUAAUCGGCUUGGCGGCAGACAUAGACGACGGCUGGCUCUUUUGGUCAGAUAUCAGCUCACGACAGAAGUCAAUAUAUCGGUCUCGACUGGAUGGAACUGAUGUCACAGUUAUCCUCAGAGAUGUGGAGGAAUGUAACGGACUGUCUGUGGACUGGCUCUCAAAUCAUGUCUACUGGACUGAUGCACAGAAACAAACCAUUGAAGUUGCCAACUACGACUGAAGUGGCCGCAGGAUUUUGAUUGGCUUUGGCCUGGACAAACCAGGUGGGAUCGUUGUGGACCCUGUGUAUGGAUAUGUGUUCUGGGCAGACCAAGGCUCCAAGAAGAUAGAGAGGGUGUGGUUGGAUGGGAGUCACCGGACUGUGUUGGUCAACAACAACCUCCACUGGCCCAACCAGCUGGAUGUUAGCUAUGGCACGAGACGGCUUUACUGGGUUGACCAACGGAAACAGCACAUCAUGUCCUGCAACAUUGAUGGCAAGGAUAUCAGCAAGGAGCGAGACCUGUCCAAGAUUGCCAACAGUGACCCAGUUUUUGGACUGGUGGUGUUUGGUAACACUGCUAUCUUCAGUACAUGGUUCAGUGCUGGGAUCCACUCAACCCUUGUAGCUACGCGACUCAGCUGGAGGGAUGAAACCAUUGCAACACUGUCUGGAAGUCGAGAACUCUUCAGUCUGGUUGCCACCACUCAUUCCAUGCAGCCACCUAGUAACCACCCAUGUGGCCAGGAGGAUCGCGGUGGGUGUUCUCACCUGUGUCUGCCAACAAGGGGGACCUCAUACAGGUGUGCCUGUCCAUCCUUUGGGGGCCUUGCACUCAGCUCCAACAGCAAGAGCUGUGAAGUGCCAAGUGAGCUGCUGUUCUUCACCCUGAAGAACUCGGGGGACAUUGGCUUUAUCUCUCUGACUGGUGGACAGUCACCUGACCUGACCCUUGUCGGUCGCAGCCCCAGUCCCAGCGCUGUCAGCUAUGACCCUAUUGAACAGUUUGUCUUUUGGAGUGACACAAAAGAAAACAUCAUCUACCGAACAAGUCUGGAUGGGUCGGAGAGGGAGGUGUUCCUCAACUGUUCUCAUGGUGUGGGUGUUGUUGAUGGGCUGGCAGUGGACUGGGAGGCCCGCAGACUCUACUUCACCAACAUGGGGCAUUCUACCCCGAGCCUUGACGGAGUUGUCUACUCCUGGCAUCGCAUUGAGGUCAUCAGUCUGGACGGCCGCAACAGGAAGACGGUGGUCACAGAUGUUGAGAGUCCUCGCGGUCUGGACCUGGAUAUCAGGAAUGGAUUUUUGUUUUAUGGGGAUUGGGGCAAGAAGCCCAAAAUUGUGGCAGCCUUAUUGGAUGGCUCAAAGGGGCAGAUAAUCCUUGACAGUGGCUUGUCCAACCCCAAUGGGCUGACUUUCUACAAUGGUCACUUGUACGUUGCUGACUCCAACUUCAACAACCUCACGUCCUCCCCUCACCUCAUGGUGUAUGACGUCUACACAGCAACAUGGCAGCAACUGAAGCUCAGCACCAAUGUGUCACUGCCGAUGGGUCUUGCUGUGCGAGGAGACACUCUGUACUACACUGACUGGGUUUCUAUGGAGAGUUCCACUGGCUACCUCAAGUCGUAUGACCUGCGGUAUGGGGUGGACAACACCGUGAUGUUGACCGGACAGAAGCCUACUGGUCUCCACUACUCCCCUCUGGCCAGACGGAGACAAGAAGCUGCUGAAGGGUCAUGUGAACAUACCGGAUGCAGCAAUGAGUGUGUCCGAGUUCCAUCAUCACCUGCUCACCCUAUGCAGUGUAUGUGCCCUGACGAGUCAGCCAAGAUCCUCACCAGCAACAAAGUCACCUGUGACAGACCCCAGAACUUCCUGUUGUAUGCUGACCUUAACACCUUGAAACUCAACAGCCUUGACCCUGACUCAGAGGAAGCAACACACACGCUGCUGUACAGCGACAUCAAGAGCAACUUCAUUGCUGUUGCCUAUGAUGAGAGAACUGACACCAUCUACUGGAGUGACGUCAACAAGAGAGCUAUCUUCUCAUCUCCCUUCAAUGACAUCAGUCCCAAGCUGGUGUAUCAGAGCACCCACUAUGUUGAUGGGCUGACCAUUGACGGUGAUCGUCAGAGGUUGUUCUGGACCGGCUACCUCAAUAACGGUUCUGGCGUCAUUGCACGCAUCAACCUCCAGCGAGGGAAGUCAUCCUACCAUGAGAUAGUCACCGGGCUUCACAGUCCCAGGGCAAUUCUACACAUCCCCAAGAAAAAGCUGCUAUUUUGGACUGAGUAUGGUACAAAGAAGUCUCCUCCAAGUGUCCACAAGUCUCGGGCCAAUGGCAAGCACCACAAGGUGAUCAUGUCCGAGGGCCUUGUCUGGCCCAAUGCCCUCACAGUGCAGGGGAACAAGCUGUUUGUGGGGGAUGGAUGGGGAAAGGUCUUUACGCUCAAGUUUGAUGGGAACGACGUGAAGGAGUUGACGUUUCUCACUGGAGCCUCCUUCCACAUCUUUGGCAUGGUCGUGUUUGAGAACGCCCUCUUCUACUCAGACUGGCACACACACAGUGUUUACAUGGUUGACAUGGUGACUGGAGACCAGGAAACCAUAGCAACACAUCUCUCCAGACCUACAGCUGUUGUCAUCUACCAUCCUGCAAGCCUCAAAGAAAACAGCCUGUGUACAUCAAGUGAGGAGGAGCGUGUGUGCAGCAACAUCUGUGUGCCUGUCCCUCGCUCAUACCACUGUACCUGUGAUGUGGGGUCCAAGCUGGCAGCAGACGGCAAGAAUUGUAUACAGAUGUCCAGUCCCUGGGAGAUGACGGAGGAGUUCCGGUGUGGCCAAGAUUGUGGUGACAAGGCUCACUGUGCACAGCUCAUCCCGGAGCUCAAGUACCAGUGUGUUUGUCAGGGAGGGUAUCAGGGAGACGGCUUUGAAUGUGAAUCAUGCGGCCAAGACUCAUUCAAGGCAUUCCUUGGCAACAGCACAUGUAUCCAGUGCCCUGUUGGCAUGACGACCCGCGGUGCUACCUCCGCCACAGAAUGUGUAUGUGAGGACAGGUAUGCCCACAACAGCAAUGGAACGUGUGUCUGUAAGACUGGUUCCCAAGUGAAGCAAGAGUACAGCAUUGGCUUCAACGGUCCCUGUGACCCUGGUGACGACUAUCUCAAGACAGAACUGAGGGAUGCAGCGCUGCGUUAUUUAGCUCGCUAUGGCUUAUGUCUCACACAUCAUUGUCAAUUUACUGACCUCACUAUCAGGUGUAUUGAGACUGGCACCAAGAAACGUUGGUUCAACACAAAGCAGUUCCAGCUCAGGUGGAACAUCACUUACAAUGACUGCACUGGUCUGAAUGGGCAUGCCAUAACCAAGGACUUGGUCAAUAUUAAGCAUAAAUUGGAGGAUCUGGCUUUGACCCUGAAGGUCAGCUUGGAUGAGCAGCAGUACUCCACCAUCCCUGGGAAUGUGAGGGUGUCCACACCACACCAUGCCUGUCUGGCAGACAAGUAUCAGGGGAGCUGUGGAAAGUCUCCACCUCCUGUCAUGACAACAGAAGCUGCCAUGACAUCAGAAGAGAUGACGUCUGCUGAGAUCAUUGUCUCAUCAUCUGCAGAAACCAAGGCAGCAACUGAUGCAACGACUGAAAGGUCUAGACACAUGACCUCUGAAGAGGUCACUGAAGAUGAUCUCGACUUGGUGACAAUGGACGAGGUGACGGCUGAAAUGACGGACAGCUUGGUGACCACUGCUCCAAGUAUUGUUCGUUCAGAGGUGACAACUGCAUCAGUUAUGAUCAUUACUGAGAAAAACCAGGAGGUGCAAGUUGCUCGAGGAAGGCCUUACUUUGAGGGGAUGCCCCCAGGGGGAGUUGAAGUUCAUGGAACUAGACUCCAACAGCAAGACAGUAAAGCUGUCCACAGACUCACUCAUAGCUAUGGAUUCCUAUGGCAGCCUACCCCAAUCAACUCCAACUAUCCAAUCACAGAUGGCCACAUCACACUGCCGUGGCAAGCCAAUGGGAAAUCAGGACAGCACACAGUGUUGUUCCAAGCUGAGGACAACUGGAAGCAGAAGACUACCUGUCAGUUCCAGGUGAUCAUCAAUGACUCCAUCCCACCAAAGUUCACCUAUUGCCCGAACAUCAAGCCCAUCAAUACCAACCACCACCGCCAGAAAGUCACAUGGAAUAUCCCAGUGGCCACUGACAAUGUGGAAGUGCCAACAGUGACAGGGUCACACAAACCUGAUACUGAGUUCAAACAAGGGUCCACCAUCGUCAACUACACCGCUGUAGACAAGGCAGGCAACACAGCUGUAUGCAACUUCACCAUAAUGGUCAUUCAAAAACAAAGCUGUACCCUUCCUUCCAUCGAUAAUGGUGCCUUUGUGUGUGGCCAUGACCACACAAAGGUCGACAACUGCUACAUUGCAUGUGACAAGGAUUUUGUCCUUCACCCUGUCAUCACCUUCUCACGACCUUUCAACUGUAUGGUGGUCAAGGACAUAGUUCAGCUAACCAGCUUGCUGCAAUAUCACGAGCCAUGUCUACGUAAGAGACGACCUCCAGUAGUGAGGCAGGAGUUCAGCCUCAGUUUCAAUGGCCCCUGUGACCCUGAUGACAACAGCCUGAAAGCUCAGCUGUCCGUAUCAGUCUUGGAGUACCUGGAUAACCUCAACCUCUGUCAGAGGUGCACCUUUGGGAACGUCACCAUCCACUGCGGCCCCACCACCACAAAACAACGCCGCUACGUGGAGGAUCAGUUUUAUGUCAAGUGGAACAUCACAAUCGACAACAGCAACCGGGCCCAUGUGGAGUCUGUCCUGAUGAACAUCAACCUGAUGCUGGUCAAGCUGGCUAACACCCUGUCCUUCAAUGUGGGUGAACAGCAGUACACCUCUGUCCCAGGAGCUGUGCGCACCACUCCCCUGCAGUUGGUGUGUCUCACUGGUGCCAUGCGCUAUGAUGAGGGUUGUGUGUCGUGCCCAGUGGGAACCCUACACAACACCAGCACAGGCCGUUGUGCUCUGUGUCCCCGGGGGUACUACCAGGACAAGGAGAGGCAGACUCAGUGCCAGCGCUGCCUGGAAGGAUUCACCAAGGAGGAGGGUGCAGUGGGCCAUCCUCAAUGUGUAUCGUUACCCUCCAUUGAUGAGAUGAGUAAGUUCCUGAUCAUCACGGCCUGCACAUUUGGCUUUGUGUUCCUGUGUAUGGUCAUCUUCAUGUACACACAGUAUCAGCGCCAACAGAAACAAGCCCGGAAGAGUCUUGCCCUCGCCAAUGCAUCACGAUACAUGAUGCCCAACAUCUAUGUCGCUCCGCCACCGCUUCCAAAGUCUGAGUUCAUUGAAAAGCCUUCUGACACCCGAGAUUACCUUGGUUACCAUGACUAUGAAGAUAUUGAUGGGGCUGCGAACACUAAAGCAACUUUUGAAGCCUUUUACCGCACCCCUCAGUCCCAGAGAGACUCCAUGAACUCCUUCAAGACUGCAAGUGACAUAGUGUAUCGGAUACCACCGUCGCCCUCCCCAAGGGAGUCAUCAGGGACUAACUCUUUCAAGGCCUCUGAUGACACAUUGGUGCCCAAUUCUCCACGAGAGUCUACAAAAUCCUUCCGGUCAAAUGAAGGGUUUUAUAACUAUAAGCCCCCUAUGUCACCUCGGGCAUCAACCAACUCAUUCAAGUCGUCACCUGAGUCGCCCUAUCGAAGCCCCCAGUCUGUGAGAGAGAUGAUUGGAAUCCACCGCUCUCCACCAGAGUCUCCUUAUCGGAGUCCACACAUGCAGCGCACGUUCCGAGGAUCACCAGAAACUCCACACAAGUCCUUCCGAGGAUCACCAGAGAUGCCCCACAGGUCCUUCCGUGCCUCCCCGGAAAUGCCUCAUCGGAGCUUAUCAAACAAUCGUGAUGUAGUCAUCAUGCCCGGCACCUUCAAAUCAAACAUGGAGUCGCCCUAUCGCAGUCCCAACCUGCCAAAAGAUGGUCAAAGUUCAUUCAAGCCUCUGAGUGAUUCUCUGUACAAGCGCCCACCAUCUCCUAUCUCCCCCUCCACAUCCAGCCGUGUGUCCAGUGAUUCCCUCUACAGACCCCCAUCUACCCCCAGGGCAUCCCCCAAUGCUUCCCGUGCUCGCCUUGAAGCCAUGUUCAGGACCCCUCCAUCUCAACGGUCAAAGAAAUCCAUCACCGAAAACAGUUGCUAUGAAUAUGAGUAGCUCUUUCUUUGAACUUUGAAAAGUGUAGAUGAAAAUAUUCUUCCAUUUUGUCUUGGAAUAAUGACAACUCUUUAAAGUGCAAUUUGGUCAGAUACAUUGAACACCACAGUGGUCUGUUAUACUCAAAGUUCCUCUUAAUGUGUUUGAAGUAAAAGUCUCUUGGGGAAAAGAGGCUAAAGUUCUUAACUCUUAAGGUGAAGGUCUCUAUGUAAUGGGAGAUUAUGAAGUCUGUGUCUGUGACUUCAUCUGUUAGAAGUGGGGACAGUUGUCACAAAGGAUAUGGAAUCUCUGUGUUACACUGUCAUUUAGCUGUCAUUUAUCACAGGAAUACUUCAAUGCAAGUAUUGUCUUGCCCAGAUUUGAUGUAUAUGAUGAUGAUGAUAAUUAUACUUAUUUAUGUACAUAUCUUUUGUUGCCAAGUGGCACUAACAAGAAGUUUGUUAUUCAGGAUUUUUCAUACCUGGAUGUAUUGCCAAUAAAAAUCAUUCAUUUUUCACUAAACCACAUCAGGAUUUCAAAAAGACUUUUUCAUUAUUGGGCAAGGUUAUUAGAUAUAAACCAGUUAGUAACCUCAAAGUGAUGUUUAACAUGAUACAUGUAUAUUGUGUUGUUGUGUUGAAACUUUAUGAAAUGAGUAAAUAAUUUGUUUUCUGUCAGUAAUCCUGAAAAAUCGUUGAGGGGGACCCCUUGUUUUGGUGAAAAUAUGAGCCCCUAUGGUUUGUAAACUAUUAGUUUGUCUAUAAAGCAGGACAAAAUGCCUUGGUUUAAAUUAUUCAUUGUUGCUGCAGAACCAUUUUCUUUUAGCCUUUACAACCCCAGUAUAUGUAUAUUUCUGUCUUUCUGUCUUUAUCUUGUAUUUGAUUUACUGAUCGAUAUUAUCUGCAUUGAAUCAUCACUGCACAUUUUGAGAGAGUUUACAAUGUUUUGAUAUUAAUGUUUAGUCCAUUUGGCACAAUGUUGGCCAAUCAUUAUUGUAUCCAUUGCAAUGGUGAGCAACUUAUUUCAUCCUAUUAUAUUACAUAAGAAUCAUGUGAUCAUACAUACAAGACCAUUGCUGACAACAAAACUUGAUGACAAUACUUGUUAAGGGCACAUAUGCAAUAAUAAAGUGCCCUCAAUGAGUAUAUCCAUCAGUGGUAUGACACCACACACAGCAUUUAAUUCAGUGUUUUUCAGUGUAAUGACAAAUUGACAAGAACAAUACUUGGCUUCCAUGGGGAUCAUCUCAAAAAUGAAUGUUUCAUUUCUGGUGUUGUAUGCUGUAUUUGCUUGACUUGAAUUUAUAAUUUAAAUUCAGCUACAAUUUAGUGUUUGGAAUUUCUCUUGAAACUAUUUUUAAAAAAUUAAGGAUCAAUUAAAUGCAUCUGAAAAAUGAGCUAUAAAGUUUUGAUUUGAUUCAUGAUAUCUACUGCGUCAUUACGCGCCUUUGUAUUUGGUACAGAAAGAUUUUUACAGUGUAAGAUAAGUGAACUUGCUGCUAAGAAAUGGAUUCAUUUGGUGUGUGCUAUUUCUUACUAGAAACUGAAAUAUGUGUUUAAAAGCAUGUUGGUGAGAAGCACAGAAUCAUAAACAAAGGCUCAAAAGUUUCAUUAUUUACAAACUGUGUAUGUAAUGAAAUGCUUGUGACAAGUGGUUUGUAUGUGCACAAUGUAAGUAUGUGUAGCACUGUGGUUGUGCGACGCUGUUGUGACGAGGUACUGGACCGAAGCAAUGUCUGUAUGUAGGACGUCAGUGUCUUCAUCUGCUGGGGCAAAACAUGUUUCGUGCCUUUGGUUCAAAUCAUCACUUUUGUAACAUUUUAUCAUUUAAAGAUGCUCAACUAGCAUAUUUGAGGACAAGUUACGUACAGAUUUAAUCUUUCCUGGAGCUCUGAUGGUCACAUGUUUCUACAUAUUACUGAUAGUGACAUGGUAUUGUAUGUACAUUAUAAAAUAUUGGUGAUAUUCACACUGAUUAAUACUAUGAUACUUGUAUAGAGAGGUGUUCUGUUCAUCAAAUGAAACAUACUGAUAUCAAUCAUCAUAUCAACUUGAUACUAAGAUGCGUAUUAGACAUCAAUCAAGAACUGAUAGCUAGACUAGCAUCGGAAAUUAGCAGAGGAUGUCUACUUGUACACAGUGACACCUACCAUGUUGGGUUACAUUUACAUUUAGUUAAUGCAUGUCAGGUUCUUACAGGGAUGGUUUAACUGGGGAAAGGAAGGAAAGAAAUCAAGACAGCACAGCAUACAUCUUGAAUUGUUUGAUUGUACUACAUGUUUUAUUGUAGUCCACAUUUCCAGAUUCUCAAGUCCUAGGCAUCAGGCCUAUUUAUAACGUCAUCUCUAAGAUAUCUAGAGACACACCACUUCCUAUAGUGGGUUCCCCUAGCCCUACAGUGGUUGGUGUUGACAUCAGUAGCACUGAGACAUCAUCUACAUCCUAUGCAAGCAAACUGCUGGUAGCUCUAGGUGUUUGCAUCAUCUCUGAAAGUCAACAUUCAGACUGACAGUAACUGCAAGCCAGUUUUCAAUGCAAACAGUUUUGAUAUAUAGCUGUUUAAGUUGCCAAUGACAUGCAUUUUAUCAUAUUGAUAAUGCAAUUUCAUUAUGAAAAUUUUAGCAAACCCAGUUGGAGGUGCCCCUAUUAUUCUUGGGUUGUGUUUACAAAAUACCAAGAUGUCUAGAACUUUGUCUUGGAGAGGAUUAGCUUGGACUACUUAUGAAAAGUCCACACACGGUGCUGAGUGUUAUGUUACCAAAGAGAGGGUGAAUGCUUUUGAUACAAAUUUUGAGUAGAAAUCAGGACAUUAUUUUGUGGUACUUCUGUAAGAUAUUCAGAAUGAGUUUGUUCAAAUGGAACAAAAAGACAGGAUUACUUGAAUGAUGAUUAUUCUGCUUUAGGUGAGAAGUGUUGCUUUUAUUUAAAAAGUCAUGUCAGUUUCAUAAAUAUUUCAUGCUUUGGAAAAUAAGAAGAUAUUGGUUGUGUUGUUACAGCCGUCAUGUAGUGAAGGUUGUCAUCAUUGCAAUAUGUAAUUAACCAUGAAGAUAACUUAUUCAUUUGUUACUUUCUAUUUACAAUGUGCAUUCAUCACAUAAUCAAGGAUAUUUAUAACUAUACAGCAUUUCUUGUCCGAGUCUCCUUGUUGGUAUAUAGUUCUGAAAUCUGAUACAGUAUAGUAAUAUGUAUAAGUGGCUUUGUGUUAUGUUUACUUAGUAAACCAAAACAAUUGAUGUUUAUGGCAGUAUUUAAAUGGCUAUUGUACAAGAAUCUGCAAUAAGCUAGAAUGGUUUUCAUUUUGCGGUGUGCAGCAAUGUAACCUUGUGGAGACUGAAUGUGUGUAUAUUGUUCUAGUUGUUGGCUGUACUCAAUUCAUGUGUUGUGCUGGAACCUGCCUGCCUGCAGCUAGACCAGGCAUGUAUGUAAAUAAGUGACGUAGAAUCAACUUGUCUGCCUCCUGGUGACCUCCUGGCAGUAUCCAGGUCUUAUGUAGUCUGGUGUAGCACUGGACAUAUUGGGAUAACUUAACAAUGAUGUAAAGCUUCAGGAUGCUGAUCUACCAAAAAACAAGAGUUGUGUCAAUCUAAGGGCAUUCAAUACAACUCUAGUCAGGGUCAUGGUGAUCAGCCAUUUGAAUGAGGGUCUUAUAUAAUAUUCAAUACAGGAAUAAAAAUGUUGUAAUUUUGAGAACUGUCUUUGUUCAGAGCGUACACUUAGGCAGGUGUACAGUUAAAGAAAACCCUGAAAUAGAAGGCUAGCUUCAAAAGGUUUCUCUGUAAAUGAACGUGAUAUGUGACUCAAGACUUAAUCAACAUUGCCAUUUUGAUGAUAAGCUAUGGAAUCUUGUGCAAACUAUUGUUGUAGCUGUUGUGACUUUCUCCAAGUUGAUGGUGUAGUGUUGUACAUUGUAUGUCUGGAAGAGCAGCUGGGCUUGCUCGGUUGUACCACCACCUGUGUUCAGACUCAAUACUCUAGUGUUCUGUAGACGUUACAGUAUAUAUGUAUUCCACUGGCCAUAGAAGAUUGGAACUGAAUGGAAGUACACUGGUGAUGUCUCUCAUUUAACCUCUGUUUGAUGCCAAGAUUAUGGAAUAUCAUUUCUCACUGUAAAUCAAAGAAUAUUAUUUGAUCAUUAUUACAAAAUGUUGUUUAUCAUCAAUUUUAGAUUUGAUUAAUAAGAUUUUAAUAUUGUUUUCAAAUGUUAAGUCCUCAGUUUUUAUGUUUUGUAAUGUUAUAGUUUGUGUACAUGGAGUUUCAUGUAGGUUGUUUAUUAAGUGGGUUAUUGGACGUUAGUAGGUUCAUCAUUAGUUGAGAGACCAUCACUAAUGUUUCCUGGAAAUGAUGCUUCUGAAAUAUCAAUAAAUUUUGAGACUUUCCAUCCAA